AUGGACUCAGGAUCGGGCAGUUCGAGCUUGGAGUACGGAUGUGACUGUCGCUCCGUUCGUCGAGUCUCGCUCAUGGGAGCGUCGGACUACUGUCUCGACCCUAACGCCCCGCUCAGUAGUAAGUGUGGCAACGUUGAAUUGGGAGAAAGUGGAGCGUGCCCCAUUGUUGGAGCGCAGCCGUGUUCUCCCAAGGGCCACGUCCUAACGAAUGACUCGCUGUGUGCACUGGACGACAAGGACGAGACGUACAAGUGCGUGGCAAGCAAAAACGACCUGGACAUCCAGAAACACGGCAAGAAGAAGAAAAAGAAAUCCAACCGCCGUCACGGAUCCGAUUCGUCGACAAGCACAGCUCCGUCGCCUUUGUUUCAGUCGGCACGUCAAGCUCUAGCAAUUGUGAUCUGUGUGGCUGCUGGGGUUAUGGCGAUAGUGUAG
Phytophthora infestans T30-4 is the source of this 435-nucleotide messenger RNA. RefSeq lists its product as uncharacterized. NCBI's taxonomy places the organism in Eukaryota, Oomycota, Peronosporomycetes, Peronosporales, Peronosporaceae. The coding region runs from base 1 to 435 and encodes 144 amino acids. The transcript has a single exon. The record is from RefSeq and is a predicted model, not a curated record.